GGCCGUGCGGCGGCGGCCGUUGCGCCUGCGCGGUGCGGGGGGUGCGGCCGCCAUGGCCGCCUCCGUGUUCUGCUGCUUCUCGUGGUGCCGGGAUGGCGGCGCCGGGCACAUCCCGCUCAAGGAGAUGCCCGCCGUGCACCUGGACACGCAGCGCAUGGGGACAGAUGUCGUCAUUGUUAAAAAUGGCAGAAGAAUAUGUGGUACGGGAGGCUGCUUAGCCAAUGCACCUUUGCAUCAGAACAAGAGCUAUUUCGAGUUUAAAAUCCAGUCCACAGGGAUUUGGGGUAUUGGAGUUGCAACCCAGAAAGCAAACUUGAAUCAAAUUCCGCUUGGUCGAGAUGUCCACAGCCUGGUGAUGAGAAAUGAUGGAGCUCUCUAUUAUAACAAUGAGGAGAAAAGCAGGCUACCAGCAAACAACCUUCCUCAGGAGGGCGAUGUGGUGGGCAUUACAUAUGACCAUGUAGAAUUAAAUGUAUAUUUAAAUGGCAAGAACAUGCAUUGUCCAGCUUCAGGAAUCAGGGGGACUGUCUAUCCAGUGGUCUAUGUUGAUGACAGUGCCAUUCUGGAUUGUCAGUUCAGUGAAUUUUAUCAUACACCUCCACCUGGGUUUGAAAAGAUCCUCUUUGAGCAGCAAAUCUUCUGAAUGUCUUCGUACUGAGAAUUUGCACCCUGCACUGUUACAAAAGCUUUGUCAUCUUGAAGCCUCACUUUACUUUUAGGAAACAUAUCUGUAUUUUUAGUAAGUACUUGUGACUGUUGUCUGCAGAAUAAAUAUGUUAACUGCAACACCAGGUAAAUGUGUUACAAAUAAGAGUUUUCUGGCAUUGUUUUGUGGUUGAAAACGAGUGUUUUGGGGCAGGGCUUUUCUCUGAUUUGCACUUGAUGCAUAAGGAGACUAAGGGAUAUUGCUGUUGUCACUAUUAUAUCCAGUAUUUUGAAUAAACUGGAGCUCUGUAAGGAGAACAGUUCUUACGCAUAUGAUAGCUAUGGAGAUGGGCAGUUCUCAUGAUUUUCCCCCCAGCCUUUUUCUCAGAGAAAUUAUGUCAUUUCUUUAAAGGAUGCACUGUUUUUCUAGACUCUGAUUUGGAGUUGUGGUGUCCCAGUUCUGCACAAUGGCUAAUAAUACAAUGGCAUAACUAGCAGCUAGAUACCUUUUUUCUUUUUUGGCAAGGUGUAGGUUAAUCCAUUCCCUCAGUCUUAGACCAGCAAAUACAGCUUAUCUGUUUCUUCUAGCUUUUCAUUUGCUUUUAUUGUGACAAAAAAAAUAAAAUAUUUUAUAGUAAUACUUUUUAUGUUGAAGCUUAAAAAGUAAACCUGAACACUGCCUGUGUGUUUGAGGACCACCAUGCUCUGUUACUCUGGUAAGAGCAAGUACAGCUCACUCAGCUUGGGUAAGCAAAGAUCCAGAUGAAGGAUAUGAGAUGUUAUGGUAAAGCCUUACAUCUAAACUGUAAAUUAGAUUAUUCUCUUAUGGAAUAGCAUAUUUAAUUUCUUCAUGAGUCAUUUAUAAAUGGCUAAGACAUUGUUCUAAAAUGUGAUGCCCUUGAAUAUACAUUGUGAGAUGCUAUUUUUUCCUUUCUUGUCAUAUUUAAUAUACUUCCUAGAAGAAUUUUUAUUGUAAAAAAAAAUAUCUUCAUACUGAAUGUUUGUGUUUUGGUUUUGGCUUUUCCUGUGUUAAUGUGUUUGCAUAAAUGAUUUUAUUUAAAUAUUUUUAGAAAUUACCUUAUUCUGAAAUUUUCAAAUACAAACAGCUUUCUCAAAGCCUUUCACCUUAGGAUUUACUACAUCUGUCUUAAUUCUGUCUCCCAUGUUUUCCUUCCUUUUAGCCUUGCUGUCACAUGACAGUAUUGCAUUUUGAGAACUUUUCAACCUUGUCAGCAUUAUGGUGUAAAUCUUUGGGAGAUUAGAGUGCAGUUUUAUCAUUUUCCUUUGAAGUCUGCUCAGAUCAGAGUUGGGUAAUGAGAAAUAAAACCUAAGUCCUAAAACAC
Molecule: messenger RNA, 1988 nt
Organism: Prinia subflava (tawny-flanked prinia)
Lineage: Eukaryota; Metazoa; Chordata; Aves; Passeriformes; Cisticolidae
Gene: SPRYD7
Product: SPRY domain containing 7
Exons: 5
Coding region: 53-643 (196 amino acids)
Molecular function (GO): protein binding
Source: RefSeq, a predicted model, not a curated record